AUGGGCGAAGUGGUAUUUAGUAAACUGUUCCUAAUCAUUUCAGUUUUAGGGAAUACACUUGUUAUAUUCGUUCUACAACGAAUGAAGCGCAGCGCACAAUGCGGAGCCAUGAAGCUGCUUAUUCAACACUUGUGUUUGGCUGACAUGGCCGUUUGUAUCGUGUACAACAUCAAUGAAGCCAUAGGAAUCGAUUCAGAGCACUCUAACACACCUGUUUGUAAGCUUAUUGGUGGCUUAACAUGGACUACACUCUCUGCUUCAUCCUGUUUAAUCUGUUGUGUUUCGCUGGAGCGUUACCUUGCUGUGGUGAAACCAUUUGACUUUACACUUAACACACGUCGUACUGUGCUUAUGAUAAUAUUUUCAUGGUAUUAUUCUCUCAUGUUCACUCUGCCAGACUUUUAUUUCCUUAAGAGGUUGGAAGCACCGUUUUGUGGCCGGGGAUUAGUUCCAUUUUGUUCGUACGACUUUUUUGGAGGUACUGAUAUAACGGUGAUUCUGCUAAUGACUCUUUCAGCUACGUUCCUAGUUCCGCUAGUUUUUAUCGUGUUCACUAAUGUCGCCGUUAUUCAUGCAUUACUACAUGGUCAAGGCUCAAAACUUUUCAGUAAGUUUCGCCACACAGCCGACCAACGAAGACGAGGAGUCGUAUUAAUUGUAUUUUUAUUAACAGCCAUAUUUGUAUUAUGUUCUGUUCCGUUCGCUACUUACUUCUUUUUAAUCGCUGUGUCUGUAGCAGUGCCCAAGGAAUAUGCUAUAGUAGCUUAUUAUCUCAUGCUAUUUAACAGUACUGCUAAUGCAUUUGUCUAUUCCUUCUUCAGUGCCGAGUUCCGUAGAAACUGUAAAGAGUUAUUUUUGGUAGUGUUUAGAAGUUUUAAACGAUAUUAA
This is a messenger RNA of Pocillopora meandrina, 888 nucleotides long. Lineage: Eukaryota; Metazoa; Cnidaria; Anthozoa; Scleractinia; Pocilloporidae. The record is from the annotation of a GenBank genome assembly.